UACAGUAUUUACAUUUCUAAGAAAAAUCUUGGAAACAUGGCGACUCUCUUCACUGCGACGGUUCCUUCUCACCACCGUUUUGUCUCACCUUCUCAACACCCGAAACAGAGCCUUCCAUCGCAGUCGCUAAGCGUUACUUUAAUGCGGAAUCCGGAACCCGCGGCGGCGUUCACAUUGCAGGAACAGCAGUUGACGGAUUGGAUGGCUUCUCCGGUGACGCGACGGUUCGGAAUCGGUGCCGGAUUAACCUGGUCUGGGUUUCUAGCUUUUGGUGUUGUCUCUGAGCAGAUGAAGAAGUCACCACUCGAUGUGUUCCAGGAAGAAGAUAGCACAAGAGGUUUAGAAAAGCAAGAAGAGAUCAUCUUACCAAACGGCAUAAGGUACUAUGAUCUACAAGCCGGAAGUGGAGCUACUCCAAGCUCAGGAUACUUGGUAGUGUUUGAUGUAAAGGGACAAGUAUAUGGAACCGAACAAGUGUUUGUGGACACAUUUGGAAGCAAAGACAAGAAGAAGUCACUAGCGAUGGUAAUGGACUCAAGACCAUAUAGCAAAGGAGUAUGCGAAGGCAUAGAGUACGUUCUGAGGUCAAUGAAGGCUGGUGGAAAACGUAGAGUGAUCAUCCCACCAUCCUUAGGAUUUGGAAACAAGAAUGUUGAUUUUGGACCGGGUUUGCAGAUUCCUCCAUCUGCAACACUUGACUAUAUCAUCGAGGUUGAUACAGUUUAUUGUUUCCAAACUAUUGUAUGAGAUAUUUUGAAGGCAUAUAAAUGUAUAAAGUUUCACACUUUUUCGUAGUU
Capsella rubella is the source of this 797-nucleotide messenger RNA. Its product is annotated as peptidyl-prolyl cis-trans isomerase FKBP17-3, chloroplastic. NCBI's taxonomy places the organism in Eukaryota, Viridiplantae, Streptophyta, Magnoliopsida, Brassicales, Brassicaceae. The record is from RefSeq and is a predicted model, not a curated record. Gene Ontology annotation, molecular function: peptidyl-prolyl cis-trans isomerase activity. Gene Ontology annotation, cellular component: chloroplast. Bases 37 to 747 code for a protein of 236 amino acids. The transcript is spliced from 3 exons.